This is a messenger RNA of Neltuma alba, 1931 nucleotides long. Its product is annotated as cysteine-rich receptor-like protein kinase 2. Bases 1 to 1290 code for a protein of 429 amino acids. The transcript has 9 exons. The record is from RefSeq and is a predicted model, not a curated record. NCBI's taxonomy places the organism in Eukaryota, Viridiplantae, Streptophyta, Magnoliopsida, Fabales, Fabaceae. Gene Ontology annotation, molecular function: protein tyrosine kinase activity; ATP binding. Gene Ontology annotation, biological process: protein phosphorylation.
AUGGUUGUGCUCAAGAAGAAGGAAGAUGCUUCAAGGUCGUCCUCAUCUCCUUCUUCGUUCAUCUUCAUAUUCUGUUCAUGCUGCUCCAUCCUCAACGGCGUCGUUUCGGACCCACAGACCAAUCUUCUUAAGAGCGAGUGUAAUCCGUCCUUCGUCUACCUCGUGUCCAGCAUCUCCAUCUUCGACAGAAACCUAAACGCGACGUUGAGAGAUAUCAGAGGGCAGAUCAGUGAACAGAACAAGCACUUCGCCACCGCACAUGAAGGUAACGGAGGAAACCCAGUUUCCACUCUUCUCCAAUGCAGAAACUACCUCUCCAUCGCCGACUGUCUUGAUUGCUUCGACGUCGCCGCCGCUCGAAUACUCAGCUGCACCGCCGGAGCCUCGGGUGCCCAUGUUGUCUACGACGGCUGCUUCCUCAGGUUCGACAUUAGCGGUGCUUUCCUUGAUGAGACAACACAAACUUUCAACACAGCAUAUUGUGGUAAUCAGACUGAAGAUGACGAUGGAGCCACAAGACUCACAUCAGUUGCACAACAAUUGCUGAUGAAUCUUCAAACUGUAACACCAAAUAUCAGAGGAUCUUCUGCAGCCAUGAAGAUGACAGUGUCUAACGUUGGUCCAACUAUUUAUGCCUUUGCCCAAUAUGGUAGGGCUUUUGCCGAUGGGUGUUUCAUGAGAUACUCCACAACUUCCUUUUUUCCUGAUAACCAGACUAUUGAUAUCGUACCUGCCUUCAAACAAGGUUCAAGUAACAAGGGGGCCAUUGCUGCUGGAGUUGUUUCAGGUGCUGCUCUUGCUUUGCUCCUCGUUGCAUUAUUUGCUUGGAUGAGACGAACUAAAAGCCCAAAGAGGGUUCCUAGAGGAGAGAUACCUGGAGCGAGUAAGUUGAAAGGCUCAAUAACUUUUAGUUAUAAGGAUUUAAAGUCUGCAACUAAGAAUUUUAGUGACGAAAAUAAAAUAGGAGAAGGUGGAUUUGGUGUUGUAUACAAGGGCAUUUUGGGGAAUGGGAAAGUAGUUGCAGUAAAGAAAUUAGCUUUACGAGCCUCCAAUAGGAUCGAUGAAGAUUUUGAGAGUGAAGUGAUGCUGAUAAGUAAUGUUCAUCAUCGAAAUCUUGUUCGACUUUUGGGAUCUUGUAGCAAAGGUCACGAUAGAAUCCUUGUUUACGAAUACAUGAAAAACAACAGUCUUGACAGAUUCUUAUUUGAGGAUACACUGCACCAGAGUAUGCAAUUCAUGGACAACUAUCCGAAAAGGCUGAUAUUUAUAGUUAUGGUAUUGUUGUCUUAGAAAUCAUUAGCGGCCAAAAAAGCAAUGAAUUGAAAGUUGAUGGUGAUGUUGAAGGCGAAUUCCUCCUCCAAAAAGCUUGGAAACUAUAUGAGAGAGGCAUGCAUUUAGAGUUGGUGGACAAUGCCUUAGACAGUAAUGAUUAUGAUGCAGAAGAAGUGAAGAAAAUUAUAGAAAUUGGUUUGCUAUGCACUCAAGCAUCUGCAGAAAUAAGACCGGCAAUAUCUGAAAUAGUGGUUUUGCUUCAGAACAAGGGUUUAUUAGAGAAUAUGAGGCCGACUAUGCCUAUCUUGAUUGAACCUAAUUAGAGCUUCAUGGAAUACACCUCCAUCCCUACUGCUUCCGUUACAUCAAAUGAUAUUGCUUUUACUUUUUAAUACCAUCAACAAGAUAAUUGUACUUUACAAGAAUGUGCUUUUCUAAAUGGCUGAUGAGAGUAGUCUUAGUCGCAUCAGCUACCAACUAGUUCUAGAUCCAACUAUAAAUACAAUAUAGUGUAAAUCAUUCUCUUAGGGAUCAGUUUUAGAAUUGUAAUUGCAAAGGGGACAUAGUUAUUUAUAUGCAAAUACAGUACAGCUACUCUAGAAUGAUGCAAGCAUACUCUAAAUGCAAUUUUGUUAUGAUUAUGCACCUAAGUAAACUAA